CUCUCUCCGGGAAGCGGCGACGCUGGCGCAGGGCGGGGUUUGUGCGACACCGGAAGCGGCGCUCCCGCCGGCGGAUCCCAGCGCGCCGACAGCGCGGCUUGAGGCGCCGCCCGCCUGGCCGCUGGCUCUGGACCGCACCGCCUCGCAACGGCGGUCCCGGCUCGGUAUUGUGGCGGCGCCUGGCGCUGGCAGAUCACCCAGAAGACACAAUGAGUGUUAAAGCUUUCAAGCUCGUUUCUGCUGUUGAGCGGGAGAUGUUAAUGGGAGACAAAAAUUACAUCAACAUCGAAUGCAUUGAGUGUUGUGGAAAGAACCUCUACAUUGGAACCAAUGACUGCUUUAUCUAUCACUUUCUGUUGGAUGAAAAGAUGUCAACAGCUGGAAAAAUAACUUUUGCUGCUACCAAGCAACUACAUAAAUACCUGGGCUUGAAAAAGCCUGUGAGUGAGUUGAAAGCAGCCUCUGCCCUCACCAGGCUUCUUGUGCUUUGCGACAACACAAUAACACUAGUUAACAUGAUGAACCUUGAACCUGUCCCCACUGGUGCUCGAAUCAAAGGAGCUGUGACGUUCACAUUAAAUGAAAACCCUGUGAGUGGGGAUCCUUUCUGUGUCGAAGUCUGCAUUAUCUCAGUCAAGCGACGGACCAUCCAAAUGUUCAUGGUGUUUGAAGACAGAGUCCAGAUAGUGAAGGAAGUGUUUACUCCAGAGCAACCCUGUGCUGUGGCUGUAGAUGGUUAUUACUUGUGUCUUGCGCUUACUACACAGUAUAUAAUUUUGAAUUAUAAUACUGGAGUCUCCCAGGAUCUAUUUCCUUAUUGCAGUGAUGAGAAACGGCCAAUUGUGAAAAGGAUAGGCAGACAAGAGUUUCUGUUGGCUGGCCCCGGAGGCCUAGGCAUGUUUGCAACUGUAGACGGCAUUUCACAGCGUGCCCCUGUGCACUGGUCAGAGAACGUGAUUGGAGCAGCUUUGUGCUUUCCUUAUGUAGUUGCUCUCGAUGACGAGUUCAUUACAGUGCACAGCAUGCUGGACCAGCAGCAAAAACAAACCCUGCCUUUUAAAGAAGGUCACAUUCUACAGGACUUUGAAGGAAAGGUGAUUGUUGCUACUAAUAAAGGAGUGUAUAUCUUGGUGCCGCUACCUUUGGAAAAACAGAUUCAGGAUCUUCUAGCCAGCCACAGAGUGGAAGAAGCCCUUGUUCUAGCAAAAGGAGCUCGAAGGAAUAUUCCAAAAGAGAAAUUUCAGGUAAUGUACAAACGAAUCCUGCAGCAAGCAGGUUUUAUACAGUUUGCACAACUUCAGUUCCUUGAAGCAAAAGAGCUCUUCAGAAGCGGCCAGCUUGAUGUCCGGGAGCUGAUCUCUCUCUACCCCUUCCUGUUGCCUACUUCCUCUUCAUUUAUACGGUCUCAUCCCCCUCUGCAUGAGUAUGCGGACCUAAACCAGCUGACACAAGGGGACCAGGAGAAGAUGACAAAAUGCAAACGGUUCCUCAUGAGUUAUUUGAAUGAAGUCCGCAGCACUGAGGUGGCAAAUGGCUACAAGGAAGAUAUUGACACAGCUUUACUCAAGCUAUAUGCAGAGGCAAAUCAUGAAAGCCUGCUGGAUCUGCUAGUUUCAGAGAACUUUUGUCUUUUAACAGAUAGUGCUGCCUGGCUGGAAAAACACAAAAAGUAUUUUGCACUUGGUCUCCUGUAUCACUACAAUGGUCAGGAUGCUACAGCACUUCAGUUAUGGGUGAAAAUAGUUGAUGGAGACAUUGAAGACUCUACACGUUCAGAUCUCUAUGAAUAUAUAGUAGACUUCCUUACGUUCUGCUCAGACCAAGAUCUAGUGUGGAAAUACUUUGAAUGGGUUUUACAGAAAAAUGAAGAGGUUGGUGUACAGAUUUUCACUAAAAGGCCUUUGGAAGAACAGGAGAAAAACAACAUUAAUCCAGAUGAUAUCAUCAGUUGCCUUAACAAAUAUCCUAAAGCACGUGUUAAAUACCUAGAGUAUCUGGUAUUGGAAAGGAAAAUAGAGAAGGAAAAGUACCAUACUCAUCUAGCUGUCUUGUACUUGGAGGCAAUACUUCAGCUAAAAUCUGUGACCACAGAUAAUUGUACAGAAGCAACUGAACUGCUGCUUAAACUACGCAAUCUUCUUCAGAAAUCUGAUCUUUAUAGAAUUCACUUUAUUUUGGACAAAAUCCAGGGCACAGACCUUCAUAUGGAAAGUGCAAUUUUAUAUGGAAAACUAGAAGAACAUGAGAAGGCUUUGCAUAUCCUUGUCCACGAGUUAAAGGACUACCAUGCUGCUGAAGAAUACUGUAUAUGGAACUCUGAGAACAGAGACAUGCAGUACAGACGGAGGCUUUUCCAUAUGUUGCUGUCAGUGUAUCUAAAUCCAGGCAGUUCGGAUUGUGCACUAUUCAUGGCUGCUGUGGACCUCUUGAAUAACCAUGCUGCUGAAUUUGAUGCAAGUCUAGUUUUGCAAGUGGUGCCUGACAGCUGGUCAGUGCAGCUCCUCUCCCCGUUCUUGGCUGGAGCAGUGAGGCAAAGCAUUCAUACAAAAAGAAUGACUCAGGCUGCACUUGGAUUAGCACAAGCUGAAAACUUAAUCUACAAAUAUGAGAAGGUUAAACAAAGAGGAACUCCAAUUCUUCUUUCGGACAAAAACGUCUGUCAGGUGUGCCAAAAUACUUUCUGCGAGCCUGUCUUUGUAAGAUACCCAAAUGGUGGUAUGGUGCACACACACUGUGCCGCAAACAGACAUCUGAAUUCAAACAUGAUCCAUCACUCUUCCAGCUCCAGCAAUCAGACUUGAAAUAUGUUCUGGUCCCAGUGGUUCCCAGGACUUACACCCCAUUGAAAGUGGGUUGGAAAAAAGAACAAAGUGCAGCUACUUUAAGUAUAAAUCAAGAUGAACACUGAGUCUUUGGGUUAAUGGGAAAACUUCCAGUAAAUAUGAAAUAUCACCAGUUAUCUUUUUAAUUUCUAAUGAAUGUAGAUAGAAGAAAAUUCGCUACCAGAAAUCGAGAGGUGCAUAUGUAGGCUCUUCUGUGUAUAGUAAUAAACAGUUAAAGGAAAUGAGCCUUCUCUUCACAAUAAUGGUGAAUGUUACGGAGACAAGGCAAACAGUUAUUUUAAGAAAUGUCACUUUGCACUGAACGUGGUGUCGAUAAGUUUGUAGAGGUGGAGAUGGCAUCUUGGAUGGGAUUCUUGGAACAUUAUGUGACAGGACUGGCAUCAUGCAGCUUACUAUCAAGACAAAAAUGUGCAUUGGUUAUAACAUUCGCUGCAGCAUGUCCUCUUUUGGGCUGGAUUCUCUUCCCUACGAUCACAUUAUAAACUUUAUUUUUGCUCUACAAAUCGUUGACUUUUGAUGCACUUUUCAGUACUUCCCCUCUCCUCUGCUAUAUAGGGUUUAAAUGUAAGUAAGCACUGGUCCAUUAGGUUUCUACUCCUACAGUUACUGUAAAAAAAAAAGCUUAAGUGGAAACUAAUAGCCUCAGUCACACAGCUGUGCUUGGAAGAUAAAAAGAGGUCAGAUUAUCUGGUCAGAUUGUAGUCACUUUUAUAUGGGGGAAGAGACCUUAACUUUAAUAUUGAUUUAUUUAUUAAUAUGCAAAUAUGCUGUACAUACAGUUGAAUAAAUUGAUCUUAUAUCAUUCUAGAGUUUCUUUUGAGGCUACAGAUGUGCCUGAUAGAUAAGUGUACAGGUUAUGUGCUAAAUGUUGGCUAUAACAUAACUUAGGCAGAUGGGAACUCCACAAGAACAGGUUUUUAUAACUUGUGGAUGACUUUUUGCAAUCAGAAUAAUGGAAAGAAAGUAUAAUUGGGAAGAAAUCUACAAAGGUGUAUUACAGAGGUAUUGGAUUUGUUAAAUUCUGCAAAACAUCCUGAAAACAGAAGCUUUUCAAAUAACAACAAAACCACUUUAACUUCCCUGAUAAGUAUUGACAUUGCUAUUUAACCAUUUUAAAGCAAUCAGUUUAAAAGAAGCAGCUUCCCACAAGAGAGGUUAAAAAUGGUGACUUUAAAUAAAAGUAAUUCAAAGUCAAAGCAUUUAUUUUAAUCCUGCAAAGCUCUAAUAAAUACCAAGGUUACUGACUAGCAUGCAGUUGACUUCGUACAGUUGCUCCCUGUUUCAGCUUUCCAAAUCAGAGUGGAGACUUUCCGCAAAAUGAGGUAUCUUCUAGAUGCAGUUUUGGAAGAGGUCUCCUGUUACAGAAAGGUUGGCUUAUGAAAGAGCUUUGUAAGCAUAGUGCUGCCUCCAGGAAGAGGCAGGCAGACUGCAUCCGGGGCAGGGGGGGAAAUAUCCACUUCCCUGAUGAAGCAAAAGACCUUUGGAUUGUUCUAUUUACUGAGUUGGAAAUUGGAAAAGUGUAGUUGUUGUGUUGGGUUUUAAAAAAUUGCAUAAAAUCCAAGUAAGGAGUAUUAGUGCUUUCUACUAAGACGUGUAAGAAAUGUUUAGUGAAAUGCACCUUCAAAAAAGACAAAUUCUUCUGUGGCACUUGUAUGAGCAAAUUCUUCUAUAUCUUGUAUUCAUGGCUUUCAAACGUUGUGUGUACAGUGGGCAAUGACAACGGACAAAUUUGUAGUCCCCUGUCCUCAAAAUCCUGAUAGAGAGGAAGUGUUUUUACAAAGAUGUGAUAAGCCUUUUGUGUGCAAUAGCGUGCAGUAGAAAUGCUUUCUUUUGCUGCAUGCAUCCUUAGUCUGCUCUUCUCCUGUCUGAUAAGGAGGUACUAAGCCAAAGACCACUCUUCAUGAUUAAGACUAAUUCUACCCACUAGGUAGUGAUGAACUUAGCCUUGUCAACUAGUAUUGCAAUGGAACAGAGAUCAUACCAUUCGAGGCCACAUCGUAACAUUGUAAUUGUUGUUGCAUGCAAAGGUAUGUCUGUAAAAGAUUGGACAGUUUUUUAUUAAUAUUCAACACUUUUCAGAUUUGUACUUUGACUAAAAUCCUGCAGUAACAAUAAUUGUACAUACAAAACAUACAGAAAUCACAGUAAUGCAAGGUAGCAUACUUGCAAUCAUAGAUGACCGAAAGGGUGAUAAAUAUUACAGUUGGAGGAUUUAAUUCUUUUAGCCCACCAGAAAUGUGGACUGGAAAAAACAUUGACAUUUGAUGCAUGCACUGUUACCCAUUUCUUUGUUAGAUUUCGUACUAGAACUCAUUUGGAUGAAUUAAUACGGAAGUCCUAUGGUAACAAAAAGAUAAAGUCCACAUAUGAGCCUGAGGCAGAGCAAAUUGCUCAGCAGGAUAGUGGUAGAUGGAAGAUGCUCUUUCAAGUGUGCAUACAGCACUUGAGCAAUUGGGAUGAUACUCGACCAGAAGAAAUACCAACCUUCAUCAGAGUGGCACAUGGUAUGCUGUACUUCAUCACCAGGAAAUUUAUGAAAGGUCUGCCUUCAAAUUUCCUUAGGUAGGACAAUUACAACAUGCCUUUUGGGUAGGAGAACCUCACAUUGAAGAGCCUGAGUUCAUUCCUCCUUUUAUUUAGGCACUGUCAGUUUGCUGGCUCUUGUUGUAUGUACCUGAAGUCCUGGGACAGCAUUGCUACUGUGGUAAGUUCUUUGUAUGGCUGCAGCAGCAAGGAGCGAAUGAGUGGUAAUCCAGUUAUUAAUUGCUGAGUGUAUACAUAGAGGAGGAGAGUCAGGAAAGAGGAACCUUUCUUUCAUUGCCCUUCUAGUUUGAAAAUUAAAUGGGUUCUGGAAGUUCCAACAUGAUGCAAUCUUUUUCUCUCAAUUUAGGAAAUGUGGUGUCUUAAACCUGCCUUUAGAGAGAGGAGAAUCUUACAGACUAUUUCUUCUUAUUUAGCUCUUGCUAAAUUAUUUGUGUUUGUAAUUCAUCUCUCACAUAUAUUUUUUUUUCUCCCCAUAAGAGGCUCCUCUAACUUCAAAAGUGUGAAAAACAAAACAGUAGUGCAGAUUGUUUUUUGUUUUAAUGUGACAGUGUCUGUGAUUCAGGACAUGAUGAAUGAGGUUAGUCUCACACAGAUGCUUUUGCAGCUAUUAAGGAAUGUUUGCUUAACAUGUAACCUCUAAUUACAGAACUACUGCAGCUCUGACUUUUUUAGCAGUCUCCGUUACAGUUGCUGCUACAUACAAAAAGCACUUGUUAAAUCCUUUUUAUAUCUCCACACUUCCUUACAUAAAAAUUACCUGUACUUUGUAUAGGUCAUCGUUUGCAGUUUUCCCACUCUCUAAAUCAAAUAAAGAAAGUUUCUAAUGAGAAAAAGUUGCCCAGAAUGCUCAAAAUGUGGAGAAAAUAAGCAAUUGGGUUUUGUUGCAUAGAGAGCACCACAGUAGCCUCUGAACUGACUUCUUCAGGUAGCCCUUACCAUGGUGGCUCAGGUCUGCACUGGAGUCUGGGUUACGAUAACCUCUCUCUUGAUUCCCUCUGCUUCCAGUUUCCAAAAACUUCCCAACCUUUGUUACCUACUAAAUGUCAGUCUUUGAGCACGUAAGUGACAUGGGUUUAAAUCUUCUGGGUAGACCCCGAGUGCAUCUGUCUUCAAUAAAAUGUUGCUUUAUUGCAUCAACUACAUGAAACCCUACUGAUGUCAACUGUGGAAAGGUGGUGGUAAGGAUGGAGUAUACAUAUGUUUCUUCAGACCUUCAUUAUGUGUUUGAACACACAAGCAUUAUUCUGACUGCUGAAUCUUUAUAACAAUGCCUGUACUUUGCAGGACUCUUACCCUGAAUGACAUUAAAAAAAAAUACUUUAUUUUAUACUGUUGUAUCAAGAAGUAACCUUUUAUUCUGUUGUCCUUCCCCAUUUGCUAUAGUCUCUAUUCAGCUCUAAGCGUUUUAUUAACAUCCUGCUGUUUAUAAUAGGCAGCAGUGAACGCAUUUCCAUUGUGAGCUCUUUUCCUCUUGCCUGUAUUUACUAAUUAAUUUUUCUCUUGCUGUAAAACACUUUGGGCUUAUGCUUUGUGAACAGUGAUAAUUAAACGUGCUGCUACUUUUAAAGGGAAAAGAAGUUUAUGACAUUCUGUAAUGUCUGAUUGAUUACAAAACUGAAGUUCCCCUGCAGUAAAUUUGUUCAGAUGGAAAUUUUUACCGUUAAUGCUUUCUGACUUGAUGGUUAUGUUGGUGAACAUAUGCAGCAGUAUAUGAAAUGUACAAAUGUAUAAAUAUGUUGAUUUUUAAUAAAAAAAUCUUUUAAUUA
Messenger RNA from Neopsephotus bourkii (Bourke's parrot), 7153 nucleotides. RefSeq names its product transforming growth factor beta receptor associated protein 1 (gene TGFBRAP1). Lineage: Eukaryota; Metazoa; Chordata; Aves; Psittaciformes; Psittacidae. The transcript has 12 exons. The record is from RefSeq and is a predicted model, not a curated record. Gene Ontology annotation, biological process: autophagy; intracellular protein transport; vesicle-mediated transport. Gene Ontology annotation, cellular component: membrane; cytoplasm. The coding region runs from base 210 to 2801 and encodes 863 amino acids.